Ceutorhynchus assimilis (cabbage seed weevil) is the source of this 3974-nucleotide messenger RNA. The record is from the annotation of a GenBank genome assembly. NCBI's taxonomy places the organism in Eukaryota, Metazoa, Arthropoda, Insecta, Coleoptera, Curculionidae.
UCGGUUUCACGGUAUUCACGAAAAACCAAAAACUACCCCCCACUUUUGAUCUUUGACCGGCCUUUGUGAUUCACCUAAUCGUCCUAUGACCUUGAUUUUAUUAUCAUUAGAUAGAUAAUUUUAUUUCCCACGGACUGGACGGUACGGGCAAUAGCACCGAAGAUAGGGAAUUAAAACGAACUCAACCCUACAUAAAGGUAGUAUCUUCCCCCACCCCCUCGAAUACGAAAACUCAGUUUUAGACUCAGGACAUGCCACCGAACACACCCUCAAAAUUUCAGCCAUUAAGUUUUUUUUUUUUAGUAAAAUACCCCUAUUUUGUACUACUAUAGUAGUAGGUAAUAGUUUGUUCUUAUUUUAAUUUUUUUUUCACAUGCUUCCAAAAUUAUUUAAGGCAAGUACUGAACCACUCGCACUCGAUAAGAAUACAAACGAUAGUAUGGAUAGCAUGGAAGAAAGUAAUCCUGAUAUUAUUCCGCAAAAUACCACUGAUGAUGAAUAUCAGGAAGAAGAGAGAGCUUUUGAAAGUUUGGGUAACCCGCCUUCUUCAAGACUUUAUAAAAGGAUACAAUCUUGCAAUAAUCAAAGACAUAAUGGUUGCUGCCCUAAACUGAAAUCCGAUUUCACGGCUCAUGCAGACUAUUCAUUGGACAAGCAGGUACCAUCGUACAUGACCUAUGAUCAACAUAACUUGGCGUUAAACUCUUUUAUGAAAAAACCGGAACCUACGGCAUAUGCAAAGCUGGAUAUGAUUAGUUUGCCGUUGCACCAUGGUGGUUUUCAGACUUUGCAUCAUCCACAAUUACCUACCCACAUGUAUAACCGAUCACUAAGAGAUGAUCAACUGUUUUUGAAUGAAUCAAUAUCUUCUGAGACUCCUUUACUCAGAACUAGCAAUAAUUUAUUUAACCACACCCCAGUCUGAACAUGUAAGCCAGAUUCAAUUUUCCAUCGAAAGUAUCAAUAAUAUGUUAAGCAACAAAGUUCAACUCAUUGCAACAACCACAUCCUUAGUCACAUUAUGUUGUUAUUUGUUGUGCUGUGUUGUAUUAUGUUGGUUUCGCUUUAGAGCAGUAACGAUCAAAGAAAAAUGUGAAAUAUGCGCCAACAUUCAGUGAAAAAAAAAUUGAAGUCGAUGUGGACGCUUCGUUACAAGAAGUUGCAUUUGGUUUAUUUUGCAUGUAUGAAUAUUCUGAUUUCGGAACCAGAGGAUCUAUUUUUCAAGGUAAAAGUUCCAUAACAACUAGAAACUAAAUAGACAUACGGAGAGACUUUUUAAAACUACCAUUUGUUCGAAGUUCUCCCCAAACAUUAGUUUUCCCACAAAUCUUUCAGCAAUUCAUUUCUUCCUUGUAUUUUUCAAUUUUUCAAAAAGGGGAAGCCAGGGUUUUAAGCUUCCUUUUUUGUUUUUUUUUUUUGGAAUAAAAAAAAACAAGCCGCGGUCGCGAUAAUCAUCUCAUUUUCGUCGCAAAACAUGGUUGCAUUUUUCAUACACACGUUUUUCCCAGGUAAUAACUUCGGAACGCGUCAUCCAAUAUAAUUGAAAUUUUGAAAAUCUGGGUAACAUUUUGUGCCGCUUCUACCAUUGUCAUUCAAUUUCACCACUUUCGCUCUAAUUUCGGUCAAGUGACGUCAACUUCCGAAUCUUUAAUGUAACUCGUGGUAUAUUAUGGCAUUUUUCGUUAGAAAAUUAAAUUAUAAAAUCGGCAAUGCCAUAUUUGUUAAGGCUUUGUUAAAGAAAAUGAUAGAAAAUUAUACAGUGGAACAAACGAUGAUGCGUUCCGAAGUUAUCAUUUGGGAGAAACCUCGUGGGACAACCUGUAUAUUUAUUUAAAUGAAUAUUGUUUUAAUUUACGAAUUAAUUUCCAUUACGGCUUUGUCGCAAAAAAUUGGGUUCGGCAAAAAAGCUAUUUUUGACUUUGAAUGUUUGUGUGUCUACGCGAUGUUAAAUCCAGUUGUAUAUUUGCAAAACCAAUAUCAACACCAUCCAUCAAUGUUGUUCUAGUGGGGACAUUUUGUUCGCCAGAGUUGUUCAACUCAUUUUUGUCUGUCUAACAAAGUUAAACUAUUUUGGUCUGUGUUGCUUAGGUGGAGACGAAGCUAUACAUUCAAGAUUUUAAAGUGGUCGUCACUUCACCAAAAUUGAAACGUUGUUAAAUUGGUUGAAACAUGUAGAAGCGACACAAAAAGUUAGCUAGCUCUAGUACCAGUACCCCAAAAUGUCAAUUAUAUUGGAUGACUCUAUCCGAAGUUAUUCCUGAGUCAAACGUCUAGGGACACCAUCAUUCUGAAUUAAUGCAAAAAAAUCUAUUUUUUACGAGGCCAUCCACUUCACUAAAAGUAUGUUUGUGCAACCGUCCGCGAAAUGAGCUUUCGCGGCCGCCACACCUGACGUACAAAAUGUGUCAACUCCUUGUCAAAUCCAUAUAGUUUAUCUGUAACUUUACUUAGUUUUUAUAGUUGCACAAAAAAGAGUGUGUAUACCAUAACCGCGAAACUUUUAGGGUGCUCGAGAUUAUCUAAAAAGGCAUUUCGCGGCCUUGGUAUAAAAAUUACUAUAAGGCUUCACUUGAAAACGUUCUUGGUUGGCCGCGCUUAUUAUGCCCUGUUUGAGUACUACAAUGUAAAAUUUUAAUGAAAUGGUCUGGUACUCCGGUUUUGCUGAUUAUUCCUGUGUUUUGCGUGUACUGGCAAUGUCGUACUAUGUGCAUUUUAUGUGAAACUGUGAAUGGCAUUUUUUUUAAAUUCUUAUACAUAGGUAUAUGUUUCGUUUUAUAUUUUUUGAUGUGAUUACUCAUACAGGGUGUUUGGUAGGUCGAUGCAUAUAUUUUGGGAGGUGAUAGAGUAAGUCAUUUAGUACCUAUUUAGUCAAACUUACCUCAGUACCAAGUCUUAUGGUUUUCAAGAUAUGGCCGGCUUAAUUUUUUCUUAAACGGGCGCUUCAAUACAAAAUGCAUUCAGAAAAACAUCACAAAUUAUCAAAAAAUUAGCCAAACAUUAACAAACCUCACUUAUUUCAGUCUAAAAGUGAACAUUUUGUAUGAAAAAAGAAGAAAAAAAAGGCUAGUCCAGUUUUUUCCCUAAAUACCUACUCAUUUUUGGCAAUCUAUAGUCUAAAAUGAUUUUUGUGCUGCAAUCCGAUAAAAUAAGUAAUUUUUUCGUGUUGUGUGUAAUUUGAGAAGGCACAUGAUGUGACAAAAGUUUUUAAAUUACUUUGAAAACCUUGGAUGUCUUCUUUUUAUCUUUUUUUUUUCCCCCGAAAAAAACCUAACUUGCAAGGGAGUUAAUAUGACUUUAAAAUGGCAUUCUUAUGGUUAAUUUUCUAUUUAUUUUAUUGUUGAUGCAUUCAACACAAGAAAUACACAUUAUCUUAAGAUACAAAAAAAAAAUAUAUAUUAUUUGUAAAUAUUGCAUUAAAGUGCCCAACAUGGGAUUUGUCAGAUAUUAUAGUUAUUUAUGUAUCAAGGGAAUUAUGAGGGUGUUAAUACCCCAGGGCAACGUUUGUGUUCCGAGGGCCUCUGGCCCGAGGGACACCAAUUGCCCGUGGGUAUUAACACCUUAUAAUUCCCGUGGUACAUAGAUAAUUUUAUAUCCUACUGAAUUUACUGUAUUCUGUCUAUUUUUAUAAAGGAAUAAACCAUAAACCAAAAUUUCUAUUUUUUGUCAAAGUUUUACCUAUUCAAGGUAAAAGCGGGAGUCAUGGAAAUCCUUAACUCCCUUAGGAGUUAUGAUAUCCUUAACUCCCGCGCGGGAGUUAUGAAAUCCUUAACUCCCUUGGGAGUUAAGACCUUGUUUAUGACUAUCGUAACCAAGGUAUUAUAUGGUUAUAAUAGUACAGUAGGAUAUAAAAUUAUUAAUUUAAAUCGGCCAUAUUUUAAAAACCGUAAGACUUGGUACUAAGGUAAGUUGGACUAAAUAGGUUCCAAAUGACUUAAUCUACCACCUCUCAAAAUAUAUGCAUCGACCUACCAAAC